This is a messenger RNA of Necator americanus (New World hookworm), 258 nucleotides long. RefSeq lists its product as uncharacterized. Bases 1 to 258 code for a protein of 85 amino acids. The transcript has a single exon. The record is from RefSeq and is a predicted model, not a curated record. Lineage: Eukaryota; Metazoa; Nematoda; Chromadorea; Rhabditida; Ancylostomatidae.
AUGCAUACUAGGCAUUUCACAGAUAUCAUCUCCGAAACACGUCCCACCACAACAGUACUUCAUAACGCAGAACGUGAUAGUGGCAGUCAUCACGUCCUGCUAUUAACCGGUGUAGCAAAGGUUCGGGAUGAACCAAACAAGCUAUGGAAAGAGGUGGAGAUCCUCUUCGACACCGGAGUCGACCACUCAUUCAUCAGCCAACGUCUUGCGGACGACUUGGGGCAGGAGUGUACAAAACAGCAGGAGUUCCAACAAUAA